Molecule: messenger RNA, 35668 nt
Organism: Podarcis lilfordi (Lilford's wall lizard)
Lineage: Eukaryota; Metazoa; Chordata; Lepidosauria; Squamata; Lacertidae
Source: the annotation of a GenBank genome assembly
AUGGUACGGCUUACACAGUGCAGCUGUACAGCUGCAGAGGGUCAGCACUGGGAAAUGAAGAGCAGGCAUGUAGUUUAAUCAUUAGAGGGAGGGGGGAUGUGCUAAAAUGUAGCAGACACAAUUCUGAUGAAAUUGGACAGGUGCCUGAUGUUGAAAUGGCAAAACUCUUCUGAAAACAUCAUCUUUCUGGCUGUAGAGGUUGAGCAGGCUUCAGCUAGGAAAUUUGCUGCUGAACAGAGGUAAUGUUUGAACUGCGGGGGAUGUGUUAUGUAUUUAGGAGCACAACUGCAUGGCACUUUUUUAAGCCACAUGCACCUUGAGCAUGGUGUGGCAACGAGAAGUCACAGCAAGGCCAGAAUAGGCUUGCAUGACAAGUCUCCUUUAAGAAACUCUGUCUUCCUGGCACUGAUAUGCCAAAUUGUGAGAAAAGCUAUGCAAAUACAGCCUUAGGCAUAGUUCAGACAUAACAUUCCCAGUCCAGUAAACCAUGGUUUGUCACCUUGAAUAUGAUAUAUGUGCCUGUAUGCUCCUUUCUCCCUUCCCUUUUCUCUUCCCCUCUUAAGCUCAGUUUAAGGUAUUUUAGUUUCUUAAAGUAGUUUUCCAUGGCAUCCAAAUAGGAAACCAUUGUUUAAGUCAGAGAACUAGAUCUGGACAGAAUUAACUAGAACUUACAGACUUUGGCUAGGGCAGAAAAGAUUACAUGUAAAUUGAGUGUGUCCAGGAGACUAGAGGAUCCAGAAUGCUUUUCUGUAAUCUGGUGAGAUUUUAUUUCCUAUGCUUUGGACUUAGAUGCUCAACAUUCACAAUCCAUGCUAGCACAGGAAAUAUGGAUGUCUUGGUUUAUAUUGGUGUGCCACCACUUAUUUCACUUAUUUAUUGUUUAUUUGCUUUGUAUACAGUAUGAUGUAAUUAUUGCAGAUAUUAAUAUUGUGUAGUUUGAAGCGACUGGAUGCAUAAAAACGGGGUCCUUUUGGAAUGAAGCAUUGUCCAGACCCAUUAGAAUGUUCAAAACUUUAGUUGCGGAACAUUCUCCUAAACAGAACAAAACGCAGUAAAUGAUGCAUCCAAAUAAUUCCAAGUCCUGCAUCGGUUCAUCUUCUUAGAAAUAAACUUAUAAUCAGAGCUGAUAAACCUAGCUCUCUCUUUCACAGGCUCCAUUAGCCUGCAUUCCAGCCCGUUAAGGUAUGCAGGUCCUGGAGAGGCAUCUUAUUCUCAUAGAGCCUGAGAAAAGAGACUAAAGGCAACUCCCUUUCAAAAUGGAGAUUUGCAACCAAAUACCUGAUCUAAGGUUAAACACGCAUGUGUUAGCUGAUAGAGAAUAACAACAGUUAAUGAAAAACCAGUUAAAGCACAGAAACCACUUCUUUAGCUUUAGUGGAAUUUUCCAGUUAAAGCCUUUCAGCAACAGCCAUUCCUCAUUUCAGUGUCAAUUAAACAAAUAUACUUAACCGUAAUACCCUCCAACUGCACUUUUGAGUUGUUUGUCAUGGUAAUAUUUUAUUUUUAUAAAAAAUUAGCUCUGACCAACUGUACUAUGGAGUUCUCGAUCAGGAAUGCCAUAGUAUGGCCAAUGCUUGCAGGACUUUUAAAGAAAUAACUAGGAAUGCACUUUAAGGACUUUGAUUGUUCCUUUCCAUAUCUGCCUCACACCUGAUGUCACAUGUAGAAUGUAUUACCCCCUUUUUUCCUUUGCUUUGAUAUUUCUUACCUGUUUUCUGCAAUGAUUUUGUUUUAUUCUGUAUUUAAUAAAAAAGAAAGUAAAUAAAAAGAUGACAUUUUGUCUCCCUGCUGAAAAACUACAGUGGUACCCCGCAAGACGAACGCCUCGCAAGACGGAAAACCCGCUAGACGAAAGGGUUUUCCGUUUUGGAGGCGCUUCGCAAAACGAAUUUCCCUAUGGGCUUGCUUCGCAAGACGACAGCCCAUAGGGAAAUCUCAGGGACAGCGGGAAGCGCAGCGCGUCUUCCCCACUGUCCUCGGACCUCCUCCGAAGCCUGGCGGCGGGCGGGGACACCUCCUCCCGCCGCCGCCGGGCUCGGAAGGCUCCUCCGAAGCCGGGCGGGGGAGGGAACACCUGCCGCCGCCGCCCGGCCGGAACGGUGCUCCGAGCCGGGCGGGGGAGGGAACACCUGCCGCCGCCGCCCGGCUCGGAACGGUGCUCCGAGCCGGGCGGGGGGAGGAAGACCUCCCCGCCGCCCGGCUCGGAACGGUGCUCCGAGCCGGGCGGUGGGGAGGGAAGACCUCCCCGCCGCCCGGCUCGGAACGGUGCUCCGAGCCGGGCGGGGAGGGAAGACCUCCGCCGCCGCCCGGCUCGGAACGGUGCUCCGAGCCGGGCGGGGGGAGGAAGACCUUCUGAAGGCGGGCGGGGGCGAAGUCUUUGCUCCCCCUGCCUGCCUGUCCCGGAGGGCUUUUGAAGGCGGGGAGCAAAGACUUUCGCCCCGCCCGCCUUCAGAAGAGGUCCAGGACCUCUUCUGAAGGCUGGCGGGGGCAAAGUCUUUGUCCCCCUGCCUGCCUUCCCAGGGGCUUUAAAUUGCCCCGGACAGCGGAGAAGUCCUCCGCUGUCCCGGGUGUUUUAAAAUGCUGGGGGUGGGAAGAAAGCCCUUGCCCCCCAGCCUUCAGAAGAGGUCCGGGGACAGACUGUCCCCGGACCUGAGUCUGAAGGCGGUUUCCUAGGAACGCAUUAAUUGAUUUUCAAUGCAUUCCUAUGGGAAACCGUGCAUCGCAAGACGAAAAACUCGCAAGACGAAGAGACUUGCGGAACGAAUUAAUUUCGUCUUGCGAGGCACCACUGUAUGUGCUUCAGUUUUGAAAAAAUGUCACAUUGUGGUUAGUUGAAACAAAAAGCAAAUGCUUCCAAUUUCCUUCUCAUGGCUGCAGUGAGGAUGACAGGGAAGGAAGGAGUGCACAUGCCCAAGGCUCCUUCAUAUACUGAAAAUAUAUGAACACAGUCGAAGAAAUUAAAAAGACCCCUAUUUUGUAUUGCACAUAUUCUCUCCUCCUCUUGCACUCCUCCCCUUGUGAAAAGUACAUUUUACAUUGAGGAACAAAGAUAAUUUAGGGAAAGAGAUAAACAGGAAAUGGAUUUAGCAGAGAAAGCACUAAAAGUGUGUUUCUUUUUAUUAUCCCAUUGUGAUGAAAUAAUGCAGCUGUGUCCUGUCUUACCUGUAUGGGCUUUUUUCAAGCAAGCUGUUAAACGUGCCUACAAACUGAUAAAUGAUCAGUACUGUUAAAGUAUAUAGUGAAUGAACUCACAGUGAUCCGGCAUUGUCAGGCUUUGCUUCCAAAUACACUGUUCAAGAGCUAUGUGCCCCCUAGUGACCUUAUGGGAAACAACAAAAUAUGAUUGUGCGUAUGUACAUAGCAUGGGAAUCAGAAGGUAGAUAAUGUUUCUUCCAGAAACAACUUCCACAAAGAAAAUUUCCCUAAAUAUUGCCAUCUAGAAUGAAACUGAUAAUUUGAAUCCCCCGAAAAAAGAAUUCCUAGUCUAAACAGAAAGAUGGAACAGAAAGCAACAGUGAUCAUCAUUUAAUAUGUACACUUGCAUGAUAACUCAUAGCUGUUGUAUAGGACAGAAAUGAGCAGAGAACAUGCAAGAGUAUAGAUUAUUCAAAUGUUAUUUCUUCUACUACAGAGAUAGCUACUUUGGCAGAAGCCUAAGUACCUGAUCCUUUGCAACGGAGCAACUGCAGACAUGUAGGAUUGAAAGAUGCCAACCAGGUGCCCUCCUUUGGACUACAACUUCCAUCAGCCCCAUCCACCUCUGUUGGCUAGGGGUGGGUGGUUGUAGUUGUAGCAUCUAACGUCUGGAGGGCACCAGGGUGGGGGGGAAGAGGUUCACAGAGAUGCUAAUUUGCAGAAGAGAACACCUUGAUUCAUCAAAAAGAACUUGUGUCACUAUUGUCAGCUGUUCGGGCUGAGGUGGCCAGAUGGUGAAGGGCAGCAGAAGCCCCCCCCCCCAAAGAAGAGUGAUGGGCCGAAAAGUGGGAAGUGUCAGGAGCUUAGCCUACACCGGAGUAGGACCCUGGUAGAGACACAUGCCCGACUGGCAUGUUCUCUCCCUCCUGGUCGAUUGUUCGGGAGCUUCAAAAGCUUUCUUCAGCCUGAAAAUCACAGCAACCGAUGCCACCCGACACCGGCACACUUAGGGAUCCGCAGAGUUUGUGCAGUUGCGUAACAGACCUCAGCAACUCAGCAUUUUUCCUAAUCUACUUUAUUUACAUAUAAACACACACGGAGCACGGCAGCAUGGCUCCCUCUCUCUCUAGCAUCAAACAGCAAAGAGAAAAAGAACAAAGGACAAUAAUCCCACUUCACGGAACACAGUAACACAAACAUCCUGUCCCCAUCACAUCCCGCUCUGUGGAGUCAAAACAUAUAUCGUCAUGUGAAAGACAACAAUCCCAUGACUGCAUUCAUGGAGCAGGAAUUCUAACAGGAAGUAGCUCUCUGAGAACACUUGACUCAUCACAGUGUAAUAAGAGGUGUGGCUAAAUAUGGUAGCUUUGACACUGUAUUGUUGCCACUCUCCAGCUACGUAUAUACAGAAAUAACACCCCCAUCAGCUCCCAGUGACCACACCAUGCUAUGGAGGGGAUAUCUCUCAACAAGUUAAUUGUCGUAUGGAUAUAUAAAUUAUAUACUCUGUAAUUUCUAUUUGUGUCAAAGCUGGAAGCCUUCAAAAGAUUGCUCUGUAUGUGAAUUGCCAUCAGCGCUGGCAUUUUAUUGCUGUUUGUUUUCUUAUUUUUUUUUGGGGGGGGGAAGUCUUUCUUUUCUUUUAAAGAUGCUUCUAUUUUGUACCUCUUAGUAACAUCAUACAUGGAAAUGCUGCACAUGGAGACAGAAAAGCAGCCCAUCUGCUAUUCUUAGCAGGUUUUGUUUGAAAGCAUACGUUUAAUUUAUGGAAACAAAAGUGAGAAUUGGAGUAGCCUUGUGAGAUUUGAAGCCAGUUUCCCAAGAGCAUUUGAAUGUAAAAACAGAAAACAGAGGGGCCUGCUGGCUUUGAGUUAACACUACAUUUCCUGAAGAAUAGUGUGGAAUUCUCUGUGUGAAGGGGUCCCACUCAUUUUUUGGAGGUGGUGUACCAAUGAGGAAGAAAACCACACUUUUAGGAAUGUCUGUGCACAUUUGGGUCUGCCAAACAAACCUCCUCCCAAAGACUUUGUACCUUUUACAGAUGUGAAGACGUGAUUAGAAAGAUAAGAAGCUGCCUUAAAGCAAGUCAGGCACUUGGUCCGCACAGUUCAGUGCCAUCUACACUGACUGACAGGAGCUCUCCAAGGUCUCAGAAAAAAACAUUCCCAUUCCUUCCUGGAGAUGUCAUCAGGGAAAGAACUUGGAACCUUCUGCAUGAAAGUCAGAUAUUCUACCACUGAGCUUUGGUCCUCCAGAGCUUAACUUGACCUCUUUUCUCUCUCUGCUCUUCCUACACCAAGACAUCCCCACCUGUGGCUUUUGCUUCUCAAGCUCUAGCACCCACUGCUGUCCAAAGGUUUCGUACCCCUUCUGCCUCUUUCCCUGUUGCCCUUCAUGCCUGAAACUGCUUCACUCCUGAUUCACAGAACUUCCUUUAGUUUCUGCCUCAAAACUUAGCUUUUCGAAGGAAACUUUGGCACAACCUAGUCAUCCUAGUGCUCUACUGUAAGUGGAAUAACUCAGGCAUCCCCUUUCCCCAAAUGAAGACUCCAUUUCCCUCUGUUGCCCCACACAACAAUGUGAAUUAUAGACUGUAAGCUUCUAGGGGCAGAGAUCUGUCCUCGUGCACCCUGGAAGUGUCAUUCACAUUGCCGGUGCUGUAGUAAUCACCAUACUAAAUUCCACAAGUGUUAUUUCCCUUCACGGCUGCAGGACUUCUGAUUGACAGCUGCCACAUGUAAGUCUGGGUGUGUCAGUCCUAUUCAUGAUUACGGUACAUAUUAGCUUAGCCUUUUUUGUGAUUGUGAUAUUGCAAAACAGUAGUGCUGCACCUUUAAAAUAAAAGGCAGCAUGGCCUGUUCUUGUGCAUGUAACAAUUGACUGAUGUGCAAAAUGAUACCACUUUUCCCAAGCAUGCAAAUGGAAAUGAUCACCUAUAUUACAUACAGGUAUAUUGGACAUGUAAAACGUUAGCAGCCCUAAUCGCCACACAGCUUCAUGUUCAGCUUGUAUGCAAGAGAACUGAGAAUGGAGUGUGGACAUUGUCCUACCCAGCGGUGGGUGUCAUCAAGUCUCUAUUUACAUAACAAUGAAUAGUCAGUGAAUCAGGAAAUGGGUUUGAGAAUUGGCAUCACAAGGUUUCGUAGGUAAUUUUCACCUGGAAAAUUAGCAACUCAACCUAGCCCAAGAUUUAUCUUGUCCUGCAUUUUGAUAUAAAAUUUCUGAGUUCAAAAGUUUAAGGGAGCAUCAUCCGAAGUUUGAGCAGUACACUACUGUUUAUUUCCUUGGGGGAAGGAGACAUGUAUGACCAAGAGCUGUCAUACUUGAAACACACUAAAAGGCUUCCAUUUCAAAUUCUACAGAUACCCAAUAUGAUUAUUCAACAUAUUUAAUAUUCAUAUUUAUAGAAGUAUUUCUAUACCACCAUAUCAUAAUAUAUCAAAGUGGUAUAUUAUACUAUUGAAACAUAAAACAUCAUUCAAUUUAAAAAAAAAAUACAGAUAAUCAUUACGGUGACUGACUAAUCAAAAAUUAAACAGCUUUAAGCUCAAAAUUAUUUUAAAAAAACACCAGAAAAUAAAAAGAGAGGACAACUGCUACAUCUCUGCUAGAAGAGUGGCAAUGGCAUUUCUAGUUGAGGCCAUGGGGAGCAACUAACAUCACUCUUCUGGAAGAUCUCAGUGAUCAAGAUGGACAGUAAGGUUUGAGGUGGUCCUUAAGUUAUCCUGAGCCCAAGUUGUUCAGGGCUUUGUAUAUCAACCAAAGAACCUUGAUCCUGGCCCAGUAAGCACAUGCUUUAGGAGAGGAGUACCAUGCUGUCAGGAUUUUCUACCAGCUGCAGCUUCUGGACCAGGCUCAAGGGCAGCCCCACACAGAGCACAUCACAGCAAUCCAGUCUUGAGGUUACAGAUAGAUGGACUACAGUGACCAAGUGAUUCUGAUUCAGAUCUGGCAUCUUCAUUGUACUCUUUUUGGCUAAAAACAUGUUUGCUUAGACGCAGAUAUAUAGAAUGCCAGUGUUUUUAGUUUAUUGGUUUAAUUUUUAAUUAAUUUUACUAAUAAUCUUAUUGUUUUAUUCAUUUGGUAACCUGCUUUGAGGGUUUUAGUUUUUUUUAAAUCAAGCAGUAUAUGAAUUUUAUGAAAUAAAAAAUAAAGCUGGUAAAAGGCUCUCCUUAUACAGUACCUAUUUGGGGAUAUUAAGCAUGCUGUUCCCUGUUCUGCUGCUAGGUGACAGCAUACUACCUAGAGAAAGACUACACUAAUUUACUGCAGUCUACAAUUAUGAAAUGUGUUGGUAUAUGACAGACCCUCCAUAUAGCUGGUGUAAUAUUAACAUUUCCUUAGCUGACACUGUUAGCCUUCUUGAAUAUAAUAGGUAUGGAUUUCUUUUUCUUGUGUUUGGAACACCUGUGUGGAUUUCACAAGCACUUUGAUUAAUCCCAUAAUAUGAUCAUUUCACCCCAUUAAAAUGAGUGUGAAAGAACAGAAUCGUUAAACAGUAAACAGCAUGGAUGCUUACCAAGUUCUCGCUAUCUGAAUUUCCCCAAAGUUGGCACUUUCAAAAACACCAGGAUCAAUACUGUUUGGUUAGUCAUCCACCAUUCUCAUUCUCUCUCUCUCUCUCUCUCUCUCUCUCUCUCUGUGUGUGUGUGUGUUACAAAUUUUCAGAUGGGUCUUAUUUUAUCCAGUGCAGCAGAUUAUACACAAGGAUUCUUUUCUCUGUUGUGAUUUAACUAGUGCCCCUGAAAAGAGUCAAGCUAGAGCAGAAUUAGGAGUUUAUUGGCUUUUCAGACCACGACAUUGGCUGUUUGGCUGAGAACACAAUUUUACUGGAUGCAUCAGCAAAAUACUGCCUGGUUGUGCUGGCAGUCAGGUCACCUCCAGACAGUCAGUAUUUUGCAGGAGGAAUCCAAGCACAAACUGGGAAAGGUUUGCACAACCAAAGUGGAUUCAUGUGCUCUGUUGCCCUUGCACAACACAUCCACUUUUUUAAAAAAUGAUUUUUGGCAGUUGGGAAACUGGCAGGGAAAUGCAUUAAAAAUGGUGGACUGAAUUAAUGAUUAACGGGAAGACAGAUAAACACCCUGCAAAACAAUGCAGGAUGAAUGCUCCUUGUGUGGAACACUCAUUCCAAAUGAAUAGGAACAAAUUAUAAAGAAAGACGAGAUCUAAUCUAACCUCUGCGUUAGCUUUCAGGACAAAUGCUCAAUAAACAGGUCAUCUGAAGGAGGCCUACAUUCUCAUUUAAUGAGCCAUUUAAUGAGCAGUAUCAGUGGUGCUGCUUGGUCAGUUCCUGCUGUCCAGACUAGUAUGGUCCUAGCUUGAAUUUUGUGGCAAUCUCCACCUAGGAAGCUAUACCUUGGAAAGCACAAGCAUCUCUGCAGCUCUCAGGCAACAAAGCAAGAACCUGCUCCCAAUUAGACCAGGAGAAUGUUGGACUAGAAGCAGGGCUGGAUUUAGGUUUGAUGGAGCCCUAAGCUACUGAAGGUAAUGGGGCCCUUUAUAUGUCCAGCUGUCCUUUGUCAACAAAUUGUCACUGGUUUUUGUGUUGAAUAUAUGCUAUAUGGUAAUUUAUGGACCUAAUAGGCAUCUAAAGCCAUUUGUACAUAAUAAAAUAUGUAUUUUAUCAUAAAAUACAUAUUUUAUGUAAGCACUCUAUAUAUAGAAAUGAGAAAACCAGUGAUAUUUUAGGGAGCAGGCUAGCAGGCGGGGCCCAUUACUUACAUCAUAGGAGCCUAGAACACAAAACACUGUUGCUGUAUGUAGGUUUCAUUUUAUUUUAUUUUUAUCUUAUAUUUUGGAAAUGUACAUCCAGGGGUUUUUUUUCUUUAAUUUUUUUUGGGGGGGGGGCCCUAAGCUAUAGCUUGUUUAGCUUUUACGUAAAUCCGGCACUGGAGCCUAGAAGGGUCAACGGUCCGACUCUGCAAAAGGCAGAAGAAAUGAAAGCAGCGGGCUAUUGCGGCUCUGGAUGCGUGUGCAAGGCGAAGCCACAGGGGGGCGCGUGCACGCGUGCGACCAUGCCUGCAAUUGCUCCACUGGAAACACGGCUGCGUGCUUCUAAUCACCGAUCUGUUGCUGACGAGCAGCAGCACCGGAGAAGCCACUCCGUUGAACCCUUUAGCUUUAGAAACUGAGGGCUGAAAACAGCUGGUCCUGACCCCGUUCACCGCAGGCUUGCGAGGAUCUUUCCUUAGAUCCGUAUGUAACAAAUAAGCUCUACCAUUGCGCCGCCCCGUUCCACGGAACCCCUGUGCAGGGGUGUGGUUUCCUGGAGGAACCCUUUCCCGGUCACACGACGAGUCCCGUUUCGCUGCGGCGCUUCCUGCUGGCGGACUGCAGGUUAGUGAUCCUGGCGAGGCACGUUCGCCUGAGGACGCGAAUGCGGCAGCCCAGACCUCUCCCUCCUCCUCCCCCUGCUGCUGCUAUGGACUAGUCUCUGCAAAUACAUAACGCUUAGUUGCAAGAACCCUACCGCCAGACUCCGGGGAAAUGAGCUUGCGAUUCCCCCUUCGGGAAUUAUGAACGCUAAUUGUUGGCUUCUUUCCCUUUCUCCUGUAAUUAAGUUGCUGCUUUCUGUUGGUUGGCUUUCUCCUUCCUGUCUUCCCUUUUGUAUUAACGCGUGGUGGUUACAUAAGUAAAUAAACCGUGCCUGGUUGGGAAAGGAGGAUGCGUGGGACCUAGUCUGGGGUGCUUUCAGACUUAGGACCCACAUCUAAUUUAAACGGGGGCGUGAGGACGCCUUUUGAUUUUCUCUUGCCCUGUACUUGCACGGUGGUAGCGCAGCUGUUGCGACCCAUCCUGGAAUGCAACCAUGUGGGUCCCGACCCACCUGCUGGAGACCAGUGUUAGCUGGAAUAGCAUUUACCCCCCACCCCCAAAACGGAGUACAGCUUGGUCGUGGUUCCUUCUAGUAGCGUUAGACAUUACAAAAUUCUACAUAAACGUUUAUUGUGUGGUAGGUUUGUGCAACUGCCACAUGCAUUGAUAAUUAGUUUGGCAGGGAAAUGUGUUUUAUCUCAUCUAAGAGGAAUCUAGGCAUUAACCUUGGCUCAAAUUAAGCUCUUAAUAUGCUGCAGGGGGUGAUACAGUCAUCUCCUUACAUACUUUUUUAUUUCCAUAUUUUAUGGAAAGAAGAGUCCUGCUGCCUCUUGACAGUUCUUGGGCUUGUUCUUUUUAUAGUGUCAUGAUCAAAAUCUCAAAAGUAAAGGGUUUGAUGUAAUUUCGGAACCUGAAGGAGUUGUAAGGUUCUGAAAUACUGGCUGUGACCAUAAGUGUAUUUAUUUCAGAGUUACCCAUAUUGAAUCUGGUAGGACUUAACAGCCAAGGAAACAUGCUUAGGGCAGAAAGUGCUCUGUCUAGUAUACUGCAAUCUGGAUUAAGUGGAGUGAUUGGUACAGGCGUGAUGGAUGAGUUUUGCCCAAUGAUUGAAUUAGAUGACUUUUGAAACCCUUUUGAGCAGGAAUUGGGAAUCUUCUUGGGAAAGUGGCAUGGCUCAGCAGUAGAGCACUGCUUUGCACACAGAAUGUCCCAUGUUCACCCCCUGGCAUCUCCAGGUAGGGCUGAGAAUGUCUCUUACCUAAGAACCUUAGAAGCUUCAUACCAGUCCAGUGUGGAUGGAUGAAUGGUCUGGCUUGGUAUAUUUCUGUAUCUAACCUCAUGCUCAGUGACCAAAUAUAACCCUCCGAGCCUCCCUGUCUGCCCCUUGGGACUCUUCCUGGGCCACACCCCAUUGUCUACCACACCUCCUCUCUCCAAAUGUUUAUCCCUUAAAUUAGUGUGCCCUUGAACUCUUCGUGGCCUGGAUAGAGUAUACUGUGUGUGAUGGAGAGAGAGAUCUCCUUCGCUGCUUUUUGAGUCUGUCCUGUUAAGUUGGGAUAUACCUGAAUAAUAGACAAUAAGGAGAAAUAAGAGGUUGUAAGAUAUUUCGUGUUUAAAAUGAAGAAAAAAUGGUAUUUAUUUGCCUAAAUGUGCUAUGGAACUUCUAAGGAUUGCAGCAUAAACUUUCUAGUUUCCCCCUUUUUCAUGGUCUCUUAACCAUUUUCGCUCUUUUCCAUUAGUUUAAAGGCAAUUAGAGUUGAUGGUACAAAAAUUGGUUUUCUUCAAGCAUAUCCUGAGGCUGUUGCACAAUCUCUCUUCCUAAAGCUUAAUGUACAAAGAUUUGAUAGUGAAAUGUCAGUGUAGAGUGUGCACAGAAUUCUAAAUCAGUGCCAGGCAAGAAAUUCUAAUUUGGAAUUUUAUUACCAAACUGACUACCAGUUUAAUCUAUACUGCAUUGAUUAUUUCCAGAUUUGCUGUGCUAUGAAUGUCUUUGCUCAUUUUAACCCACAGAAGUUUGAGAAACCUCUGUAAAUGUAAAUAUCAUGCAGGGUGGGGGAAUAGAGAUGGACAAUGACAGCUGCUAAGGCAAAAAUUAUGUUCAAACCAGAGUAGAUUAGAUCUCUUCCUUAAGGUUUAUAUCUGCUUCCUAUUUGGGAAAGUUUGCAGCCAUUGAAUGAGCCAUAAAUCCAGAGAUGCAACUUUUAAAAAAAUGUGAGGGGUUUUUUAGGCUAAUAUGUGUUAUUACCUUAAAAAUGCUUCUAACCUAGAGAGGUGGAUGAGACACUGUGGUAUGUAGGGCAUUUGUUGUGCACUGUAUAAAUCCUUACUGCAAUAUUGUUUAAAAAGAAGCUUUGAGCUCCCAAUUGGAGAAAUGUAUAAAACACUAAAGGGUCAUCUGUCAUGGAUGCUUUAGUUGAGAUUCCUGCAUCGCAGGGGUUGGACUAGAUGACCCUUGGAAUCCCUUCCAACUCUACAAUCCUAUGAUUUUCUGACUACUUUUGUUCUUUGAAAAACAAAGGUUAAUACUGUGCAGUUUUAAAAAUCUAGAACAUCACUAUUUUCAAAGCCACCAUUCCAAAGUCAUUUCUCCUGUGUUCUCAUUCAAAGUACCCAAUGAAUAUUGAAUGUAAAAUAGAAACCCUAUGAAGAAAAGCUGCUUUGAUAAUAAUUUGCUAACACUGCGUUUGUAGAUGCCUCAAGUCUCCUAGCAACUGGAAAGGCAUUAAAAUCCUUCCAGUGGCACAGUGUGUCAGUGUAUCUGGCUCUUAACCAGAAGGUUGGUGGUUCAAGUCCAUCCAGGGAUGACUGUGGGCAGGAUUCCUGAAUUGCAGGGGGUUGGACUAGAUGACCCUCAUAGUCCUUUCCAAUUCUCUGAUUAUAUGAUAUGUCAUCUUGAUGAAUGAAAAAGCAGUUAAAAUUUGUGAACAUUAUUAUUAUUUAUCAACCCCCACUGGUGUGCAUGACACUUUACAAAGGGCAAAAAGUCUUUUUAUGGCCAACCUCUGCCUAAAGAACCACUUUGCCAACAGUUUCUUAUCCUACAAAUAUACACUCGUAGUUUGCCCAUGUCAUUUAGCAAAUAUACUUAGAUGCACAUUUUUCCAAAAUUGGGACAAAUGUAUAUUUGCCUGUCGGAACCAUUUCAGAUAAAAGUGUGCUGUGUGGUUAUUGGCUUGGGUUUUUCCUCUCCUCUGAGGUCAUGAACAUAGAUUCCAUGGACAGGUGCCCAAUUCAGUUUUCUCUGCUUCCUGGCUCUAGCACAAAAGAAAGCCGUGACUAAGGGAGGGGAGUGCGUCUUGCUUUUUUUUUUUUUUUGCUGUGCUUAUCUCCACUAGAUCCAGGUUCUGCUUUUUCCUUUAAAAAUCCCACCCUGAGAUGAUGCAGCUAUAUGAGAGUGGGCACAGAAGGCAUUUCUAAGGGUCUGUUGGCACAUUUCCUCCAGUUUCCUGACGCAUUGAUUCAGCAUCUGCCAACCCUUCAGGCUAUAGGUCACAGUCUGCACUGAUUAGUCUAAAGCGUUGAACCAGAGAAUCUCCCUUUAUCCUUCCUCCAUCCCUUUCUGUCAGUGAAGGUAGUCAACUCACACAAGGGAAGCCACCAUGCUAAAUAGAUCCUUCUGUUGCUUGGUACCAUGCCCUGUGGUUAAAGUGUAGGGCUCAACUGGGAUGAGUGUGGGAAACGUCAAUUAGAAUUGAUCCAACGGCAUUGAAGACAAGAGAGGCCUGGUGUUUUCUGUCACUGCUGUGGUCUAAAGAUCAAUAUGUUCCCACUUUGCGUCCUAAAGGACCUUCAGUGUAGCUCUAAUCACACACUGACUUGUGUCUAGGGCACUUGAAUGUAGCAGCAGGAACAGGGCUAUGCUUCUUUCCCCACCCCAACAUUGCAUCUCUGAUUGCAUGGGCUUCCCAGUUGUGUAGAGCUUGUGCCAACAGUUCUCUUUCAGACCUCUUUGCUCAACAUGUGAAAGUCAGGAUGAAGGGAACGCAGUGUUGGGGGUUGGGCCAAUAGCACAGUCCCACUCCUGCUGCUACAUAUGAAUGUCCUGCAUGCAUGUGUCUAUAUCUAUAAGGCACGGCUUUUCUAAUUGUGUUUAACAAAAUCUAUUUAACCACAUGAUUGUAACAAAACCUCCGAGUCUGGAGCUGAGCAUUCAAAGCAAAGAUGUAUUAGAAGGAAUAUAGGUUUACUUCACCUUUGUGAGACUGUGUGAAUUUUAAUUGGAAAUGUUUGGCUAUAGUGAGGGUUUUUACAGCCAACCUCUGUGACUGAUCUUGCUGAUGUGAGCCUGUGUAGUCAGAACAAUAAAAACAUUUUACAAUUUGCCAUAAACCGCUCCUGUAACUAUGAACUGGGCAUCCAUUGCUGCUCACCUGGUGGAGACAGAAACUGCUUCCUGGCUUUAGCACAAAGUAAGUACUAAGCAACAGCUCCCAGAGCAUUUGAUCUUGUGUUCUUUAAAAACUGGGUUCCGGCACCUCUCAGGUGGGCGCCACUCUAAGAGAACAAGGGUUCAUGGUGAGUUCCGGCACCUCUUUUUCUAGAAAAAUUGCACUUUGACUCCUCAGCACUGGUUGCAUUUAUGAGACUUCAGUUCUUGGGCUUCCGGCUUCUAUGCUCCUGUGUAGUGGCCGCAUACAGACAGGGUUAAAGAGCCAACACAUUUACUAUUUCAAAACAACAUUUGCAAAUACACCAAAGGCUUAGCCAGAACAACUCUUGAAAAUCAGCUGAGACCUUUCAGUUUUGCUGACUUUAGGGGGGGGUGAAGAUUAAGGUAUAUGAUGCAAAUAUAAGAAACCAGUCCAGCGAGUCCUUUGUACACAGAGACCAGAUGGCCACUUCUAGAGCCUUGAUAUGCACUUCAGAGGGUCGAGCUGUCAGGAGCAUCCAAAUGGGGAGGAAGGAAGGGCUGUUACAUUGCAGAGAAUUGUGUGAGUGAGCAAAAGAAUCAGAAGGAUAUUGUAAAGCUGAGGACAGCAAGACACAUUUAGCUCUGCGCUGGACUUUGGGGCUCUCCUGGUAACAGCGGAGAAGCAAGCUCUGUUGGGGUGUUAAUUCUGUGAACCCCUCCAACCUCUGCCCAGGUUGUACAUAUGUGUAAAUAAAUAUUCCAAGGAUACCAAACCCUGAGUAACCGCUGGAACCCCUGGUAUCUCUCACCGCUUGGAAAUCAGGGUGGCAUGUAACAGUAAACCUUUUAGAACAGCUGCAUCGGUUGUUGGUUAAUUUUGGGGCCCAAUCCACGGUGCACAUGUUGGUGUUUAAAGCCCUAAAUGUGGUAGGCCCCAAAUAUAUGAAAGUCCGCCUUCUUACCUCCAGACCCUCUCACAUGUUAAGAUCAGCAGAGGGCACCCUCUUGGUAGUUCUGCUGCCCCAGAUUUUUUUUUUUUUAUUAAUUAACAAGGGAGUCACUACCAUCAUAAAAACAACCAUAAAACUUCUCUGUGGCAACCCAUAAGCUGUGGAACUCCCUCUUCACAGAACGUGCCUGACACCUUCACUGUACAGUUUACACUGAAUGCUGAUUAUGCACCUCUUUACCCUGUCCUUUGACACUUGAGAUGCGUAUUUUUAGGACCCACCCUAUUCUUGUGAUUGUCAUAUCAUUUAAACUAUUUUUAAUGCUGUAUUUUAAAUGGUUGUGCCCUACCUUGGUACCUUAGGCUUAUGGGUGGAUAAUAAAUCAAAUAAAUAAUCAAUAAAUCUCCAUUGUGGUUUAUAGCUUUUGAUUUAUAUUUAAUUGAAUUCUAAAUAACACAUUUUGGGUGUUUUUUGUUGUUUUUAAAUCGGUUGUCACCUGUCCUUCAAAUGAACUCAAUAUUUAUUUUUAGCUAGGAUUAUAGUUCUGGAGAGAAGGGAGAUUAUUCUUUUUCAGAUGAAUUUAUGUGGGUAGGGAAGCAAAUGUGGGGGUUUUGUAUCUGGCUGUUAAAAAUGUGUGCUGUGAACCAUGUUAGAUUCUUUUAAAAAUAUAGAGACAAUUUAUAAAUACUCAAAAUAAGUGUUAGGGUAAAAAGUAAAUACGCAUUCAUCUGAAAAAAAUGGUGUACAUAGAUGUUCUGAUGUUAUCAGCCCUCUUGGGAAAGAGAAAGAAAGAAAGAAAUUAUUCAUUUGAAAAUAAAUAACAUCAAAAGUAAAUAAUUUUAUUAAUUAACAAGGGAGUCACUACCAUCAUAAAAACAACCAUAAAACUCCAUGUGGAAUAUUUUGCCUCUAACUUUUCCUCAAACCAGGCCAAGAGAUGUGUGGGCUUUCAGUUGGCUAAAGAAAAUCCAAAAUCUCGAUAGAACAUGAAAGAGACAGAACAAAUGAAUUCUAUGUAAAUCUGAAAGCACUUGGUUUGCCAUCCAAAAAAUUGAGCACUUCAAAGUAAUGAUGCCUGUGGGGAAAAAGAAAUGGGAUGAAAUUAGGGAAGUGAAAUAUAUGUUAAGUUAGAUAAAAGGAAAAACAAUAAAGAGAGCAGAUGUAAUUUUUGGUGGUGAUUGCUAUCUUCAUCUCCUUUUUUCUCAUUUAGGUUAGGCGAUGCGUGUCUUGUUCAGAGGUAAAACUGAAUGGAAAAAAAAUACCUUUGCCCAUUCCAGUUUUUAUUUGUCUAAAAGCUGAGGACUUUUCCUCUUAGCUAUUACCAGAGGGAAAGGAAAGUAAGGGUUUUGUUGGGUUAUAAUAUAAUCUUUCUUAAUAACUAUAAAAAGCAGAAAACGUCCAGUGCUUUGGUGUUUUAGGCUCAUGAAUCUUGCAGAGAUGGGGGAACUUUGCCAGGUAUUAAUUCAGGAAGCCUCAGAGCCUAACUCUGAAACAGAAAGAUGUUGUCUUUACAAAUGCUGUACCUUAACCAUUCUCCUGUUUGUGGAAACAAAUCAAUUAUCGUAGGGUAGCUUUGUGGAUAGUAUUUGGGCCUGAAUCUUCAUAUCCUCUGUAUCAGGGAGGAGUCCCAUCCCCCAGAAUGCUGCAGGAUUUGCUUUUCCUGAAUGGGAUUUGAAAACCUUAGCAGUUGCAGGUGAAACUAGGUUAGGUAGAAAGUCACUUUGUUGGGGAAAUAACUAGGAAGAAUGCUGAUUUUAACAUAUACCUUCAGACUUAUUCAUCUGUUUUGUUAAUGAAAGGCCUAACAGGCCCUCCAAGUUUAAAAAAAGGAGAGGGAGAAAGAAAAAGUACCCAAUAGCUUCUAUCAGGGCAACUGAGAUAAAAUAAAAGCAAUUUAAAAUAAUAAAUCAAGUAACAGUGAUACAAGAUUAGCAUUAUUUAAAUUGGAGAUGUCAGUGGAAUACAUGCAAACAAUGGAGUAUCUGGUUAGAAUAAAUCCAAUAGAUAUUUUAAAAGGCAUCACCCAGGCACCAUGGUUUUUCAUAUGAAUACUUUGUGAACCUACUCGGGAUGUAAAAAGGUAAAGGUACCCCUGCCCGUACGGGCCAGUCUUGCCAGACUCUAGGGUUGUGCGCUCAUCUCACUCUAUAGGCCAGGAGCCAGCGCUGUCCGCAGACACUUCCGGGUCACGUGGCCAGCGUGACAAGCUGCAUCUGGCGAGCCAGCGCAGCACACGGAACGCCGUUUACCUUCCCGCUAGUAAGCGGUCCCUAUUUAUCUACUUGCACCCGGGGGUACUUUCGAACUGCUAGGUUGGCAGGCGCUGGGACCGAACGACGGGAGCGCACACCGCUGUGGGGAUUCGAACCGCCGACCAUGCGAUCGGCAAGUCCUAGGCGCUGAGGUUUUACCCGCAGUGCCACCCGCAUCCCUCGGGAUGUACAUGAGUGCUAAUCCCAUUUUAUCAAAUUUGCUAAUCUUAUAGUAGUAACUGGAAGCUAUAGGGGAAUGUUUCUACAUAACAAUUAAAGUUGCUGCUGGUUUUUCUCCAGCAUUCAAUAUAGCAAAGCCAUUGAGUAGCCAUAGUUUAGUAGAGAAGGUGGGGACUGUGGCUAGAGAGUGGUGUUGAUGGCUGACUGGGUUCUUGGUGUUGGUGUUGAACUAUUAGUGGUUAUGCUUUACUAGACUUAUGACAAAAAUUUCAAGGGCUGACCUAGUUAUUGCUGGAGAACUUCAAAACCCACUUGGUUGAUUUCAUGUGGAAUAAAUCAAGGAGGCAUUAUGAAAAUGCUAAUUGGCCAUUUAUCUUGCUGAACGCCUGCAAGAUAAAAUGUCAGACAUUCCAUAAAUUAAGAACCCUAUUCAAAAUCAAAUAUUAAUAUCUUUUUUUUUUUUAAAAGAGGUUUAAACGUGAGCUUCGACAUCAGACUUUCCAGGGCAGUUGUGUUUUUCAGAUUAAGCUAUUGAAAAUAUCAAUCUUUUUGUGCUUGACCCAAAUCAUGGUGUGCCAAUGACUAGCAUUAGAGAAGAGGGGUGGGGUGCGGGGAGAGAAAAAUAAUUUUGUGAUAGUACCUUGUAUUGUGUUACUUGUUGUUCAUGACUCCUGAGCAUCACCUGGCUGUAAUGUCCACAUUUGCUACCUGCCCUUUGACUUGCCAAGGCAAAAUUACCGUAGUUACGGUGUUUAAAAAUUAUUUUUAUUUAUAUCUUGCCUUUCCUUCAGUGCUGGACCCAAGGCGGCUUGCAACAUGAAUUAGAAACAAAUAUAGCUAAAUAAACUAACCAGUUAGUUAUAAAUAGUAAAAAAUAAUAGCAACUAUUAAAUAAGAUUCUAAAUUAAAAGCAGCACUGAAUCAAAAUAACUUAAAACUGUUUGAAAAUGCAACAAGAGAAGCAGAAAAUAAAUAUACAAAGCCAGCCAUUAAAAGACCCUGCUGCAACAGCCAAUUAGUGGCCAAAGGCCUGCCCAAACAAAAAAGUCUUUGUCAACGAAAGGAAAGCAGAGAGGGGGCCAGCCUAGCCUUCUGUGGGAGCAGCUACCAAGAAGGCCCUCUCUCGUGUCCCCACCAAAUGUGUCUGUAAGGGUGGUGGAGCCAAGAGGAAGGCCCCUCACUGAAGAUCUUGACACCCAGGCAGGCUCAUAUAGGGAUAUACCUGUACCUUCAGGUAGCUGAUAGGGUGGAUGACACCUAUCAGCCAAUCACCCAUUCCCACCACCCUUCUGAGUAAUACCCCUUCCCACCCUUUCACCCUCCCACUAUAUAUAAGGGUCUGGUGACUUCUGUUUCAGUGUAUCUGAAUAAGUGUGCAUGCACACGAAAGCUCAUACCAAUAACAAACUUAGUUGGUCUCUAAGGUGCUACUAGAAGGAAUUUUUUUAUUUUGUUUAGAUAGGUCUGAAAAAUAAGAUGCAAUUAGGCAUCAUCAACCUGGAUUGAUUUCUCCUCUGUGCUCCUUUCCAGAAAUGACCAUUUUACUAUGGAAGAGUUUUCAUCGAAUUACUCAUGGCAGAUUGUUGCCACAAGUGAGUUUGUCCCUCCAUACCCAUACUCAUGGCUUUGAGGAGGAGAAAAUAAAGAAGAAGCUUCAGCAAUUUGCAGGUGGAUCUGUUGACCUUUCUAAAGAAGAUGAUGGGAUUGGGAUACUGACAUUGAACAAUCCAAGGUUUAUGAAUGCGUUUACAGGUAUUAGCAAUGUGUUGUGGAUGGUUUUUGCAAUUUGUUAUGUACAUUUAUAUAUUCUCUCUCUCUCCUCUUUGUAUGAUGCCCAGAGAGUGAUAGCUAUUGGGUGUCUAGUAUAGCAAAUAAGUGAAUACUUUCUUAAUUAUUAAUACAUUUAAUAAUAUGUGUUUGCUUCCUCUUCAGUAUGUGCAAAGGCAGAAAUGACUCCUUAACACCUGCCUUCAAAUGUGAUGAGAAUUAUCUUGCAAUCACAGAGAUUUUAAAUGGGUCGUGUUCUUCACAGGGACUCUGUAAUACCACACUAUAGAUGUUGAAAAAGCCUUUUCUCACAACGGUUCAGUGAGCCUGAAGCCAGAUGCCCCAGUUCUUUUCUCUUUGUUUUAUAUAUCUGCCCAAAUGUACUUAAUUCUUGGUUUAUUUAAAUUCGUAACCUGCUCUUUUCUUAAGGCUCCAAGUCCAAAGCAAUAUUCAUAAGGAUUUUCAAUAUAGAAAUGUAGGUGGAUUAACCAAAUGCUGAUCUAGAAAUUGCUACUGAAUGCCAUCAUGGAUUUUAAAAAAAAGUCUUGUAUUGCUUCUGGAAGUUGCUCUGACUUCCUCAGUGUUCCAGAGAAAGGGCAUAAAAGCUGGACAAGCACUUUUCUAUAGACCUGUAUGCUGGUCUAAGGGUACCAGACAUCCCCGUUCCUGGGGACAGUCCUCAGAUUUACAAAUCAGUACCCAUACAAAAUCCAUUGAAGUUGAAAAGUGUCCCUGGAUUCAUUGGAAAAAAUCUGGUAACCUUAGGCUAAUCACUGCUGACCAUGGAAACUGAAAUAUGACCACAGGGGUCGAGGAUUUAGGAAAUCAUAGGUCAAGUCCUCUCACUGUGAAUUACAGCUAGAAGCUUAUAACAGUGGAGACCCUGGAAUACUGAUACAUUCUCCCAUUGGCUGGCGUUUGGCCACUGCAUGCUUAUGUUGUUUCAAGAGUUUGGAUAGGAUACUAAUAAAUAAAUUAAUAAAGGAUUCAAAUCAAUAAAUAUACCAUAUCGAGAAUCCAUUAAAUCAUCUGGGGGUAUUAAAAGUGUCAAGCCACAAGUUUACCAAGGGAAAGAAAAUUCACUAGAGAAGUGCAAGGAGCAUCUACAUGUGAGCAUGUAGAGCAGUGACUGAUAAUGCUUUUCCUCUGGGAGGUUGGGGGUGUGUGUGUGGCCACCAUGAUUUUGUGGUUAGUCCUGUCUCUUUUUCUGGUUUGUUUGUUUUUUAAAAAAAAGAUGUGUAAGCCAUUAUAUCAUGCUCUCCCAGCAGCCAUUUCAUGUUACGUCACACUCCACAGCAUCGUUUUGUGAGACUAUAUGCCCUGUGGCAUGUGACUGGCACCCACAGCACUUCCUCAAAAUUCCAAAUGUGCCCAUUGGCUUAAAAAAGGUUGGUGACCCCUACCCAGCCAUUCCCCUGGACGGACACUUGGCACCUUCCUUCCACCAGCACUUUCCAAAGUGCAGCCAGAGGUGCAGAGGUAAAGAGGUGCAGCCAGGACAGAGUCGACAAUAGGAGUUCUGUUUUUUAAAAAUAGAAAGUAUAGAUGCUGAUAGUAUAGCCUUUUCAUAUAGAGUCAUAUAUCAUUAUCAUAGAACCAUAUAAUUGUUUUCAAACUAGUUUUUCUAAUAAAGUGCAUUCUAAAGGUGACCCUCACAUGCUCCUUCUUUUGAUGGCAGGUGUGAUGAUGCUAGAGCUACAGGAGAGGGUUGCUGAAUUGGAAAACUGGACGGAUGGAAAAGGGCUAAUUGUCCGUGGUGCAGCAAACACUUUUUGUUCAGGGUCUGAUCUGAAUGCUGUCAGGGCGCUGUCCAGCCCACAGGUAAGUGAUAGUAGAAAUCAAUUUCUCAUGCACUGUUUAAUGUUCUGAGCCACUUGUUCCUCAAUGAAAGAUGACCCUGCAAAUCAUCAUAAGAAAACAAUAACAAUUAUUCUGUUUUGUGUCUGGAUGCUGAAUGUGCUGUCAGCAUUUCAGAAGUGAAUGACAAAUUGCAAGUAGUGCAAGUGUAGGGGUCGUGCCUUUGAUUUAUUACUCAGAAUUUCCAUGCUGGAAAUUCUUCCCUCAGUUUAUUGCAUUUCUUCUUUAAAACUUUUUUAAAUCUUCAGAGAAAUGAGACUGGUUGCAGACAGUAAGAUGAGCUUGAUUGGUUUCCCAAGCUGUUAAAGUGGAUUGGUCUCCUUCACCUGCAGUUCAGUUAAUGGGAAAGAAAUCUAUGUGGAGGGAGACUCCUGUUAAAAGGAAGCUAUUUAGACUGCAUUCCAAAUACAGUGGUACCUUGGUUGUCGAACUUAAUCCAUUCCAGGCCUCCGUUCGACUCCAGGAACCGUUUGAAAACCAAGGCACAGCUUCCAGUUGCCUGCAGAACCAUCCUGCACUCAAUCAGAAGCCGCAUCAGAUGUUUGGCUUCCAAGAAACAUUCGCUAACCGGAACAAUCACUUCCGGGUUUGCGGCGUUCGGAAGCCAACUUGUUCAGGAGACAAGCCAUUUAACAACCUAGGUGCCACUGUACCCACUUAUCUGGGAACAAGCUCCAUUGAACUGAACGGGACAACUUCUGAGAAGAUUUUUGCAAGGUUUAUUUUAUUCCUCAGGCAGCAAUCCUAUGCACACUUGGAAGUAAGUCCCACACUGAGAUAGGUUUCUGAGUAAACCUACAUAGGAUGAGGCAGAAAUUCCCAGUAUCAAUCUGGCUGUUGUUCUUGGCCACAGAGGAUAUUUGUCCAUUUUAUUCCCUGCAAUCACAUCUCACUCAUUGCAAGAAUUCAGCCACAGCCUUUGUUUAAAUAAUGGCAGGAUUAAUACUAGGUUUUAAAAAAGGACUUGGAUCCAUAAAGCGACGUAGGACAACUAAAAGCUGUCAUUAGUGCUGAGUAACCUGUCCAGUGCUGUAACAUGUCAAUUCACAGUGGUUUUCAAGCCAGCGUUGAAAAGUGCUCUCACUUUCCUCAGGACAAAAUGAAACGACUGGCUUUGUUUAUUGUUACAGCAAGAAUAAAAGACAGCGCUCUCCUAACUGAUCGCUGUAUGUUUCUAUCCUUUGGAAAUCUCAUUUCCAAAAUGUGAGAAAUAAAAUAAAUUUACUCCUUGGCGUGAGUCAUAAACUUGUGCAAUUACUGUGACCCAAAUUUGGUUCAAUAAAAUUGUUUCCUGGGUUUGUUGGCAUGGACCACACAUUGUAUAUUCCUCACAGUAUGAAACGGAGGUCUGACUUGAUUUGGUUAAAACACUUUCUCAGCAGCAGACUUACCCCAGUUUUUUUAGUUGUAUUUGUAAAAUUCCAUUCUCUGAAAUAUGUCAGACUUCCCAAAUCACUUUGGUAAUUAGCUGUGUAAAGUUAUCUCACAUUCUAGGUCCCAUUGAUUACAAUAGGAGAGCUAAGCAUGUGCUGUAAUCUCUCCCUUUUGAAAUUCCUUUCACUUGGCUGAAUUCCCUGAUAUCCAGCAUUAGUCAUUUUGAAAUCAGUGGAUUUAAGCCUACUCUGAAUAUGACAAAUGUUGCAUAUCAUCCUCUGUUUAACUACAGUGAGAGGUUCUUUUGCUUUCUGGUGUCUGAAUCAUAGGAAAGUUGUUUCUAAAUAAUGGCUCAGAACUCCCAGUGUCUUUCAAGAACCUUGAGUGUGAAUUUUCAGACCAUAUCUUGCAUGGCAGUAAUUUAUUUUCACCCUUGCUUGAUGUUUCUCACUGCACAUUUUGAAAAUAAUUACAGUAAGUCCUACAUUCUGGGGAUUGCACCUAAAGCCAAAAUGCAUAUAGUCAAAACACAUUGGGUACAAUGGCAAGUGGGACUGCCAAAGUCUUUCUUCCCAGAUGCCUGCCUCCUUUCUUCCCUUCUUUUAAUUGUUAAAGAAUAAAUAAAUUGCCAAGUGCUUAAAGCGCACAAGCUAAAUGUGUGUGAGUUGCAGGCUUAUUGUACAGCAUAUUACAGGGUCGCAAACAGGUUUUGUUGUUGGGGAAUGGUGUUGCCCUGUGGGUGUUGAGAAAAUACGAAAAAUGUCACUGGUCUUUUCCAGCAGUGGUGAAAAGGCCAUCCCUCUGAUGACUUGGCUACUUGGCAUUGGUUAGCUUAACACAGGGGAGAAGCAAAAAGGACUGGGGAGAAGCAAAGUUCUUCUCUGGGAGUUCACAUGUUUGUGUGGUUUCAGUAAUCCAUAGUUUAACUUACUGUGCAGUGCAGAGCAGCUAAAUGUUAGCUGGAAAUCUUCUCUGAAAGAACUACCCAAACCACUGGAUAUGCCUUUCUGUAGCAGCCAGUUUUGUCAGAGGAGAAUGUUUGAUAUGUAAGAUAUGGCCAUGAGUGGCUACCUACUAGUCACGACGGCUAUAUAUGCAGCCUCCUUUCACCUGCCUAUGGACUUUCUAGAGGAAUCUGAUUGGCCACCAUGGGAAAUAGGAUGUUGAACCAGAUAGGUGCUUUUGGUCUUAUUCAUCAAGGGCUCCUCUUCAGUCUGCUAGGCUCAUUUAACUGAAGCCAAGAGCCAAAGUCUUUUCAGUCUCUGCCUUCCAUGGCAUUUAAUUAAUAAGAUAUUAAUAAUGGCAUGCACUCCCCAGUCCGCCUUCUGGUUGCCAUUCAAGAGUUAGCACCAGCCGACAGUCUUACUUUGUAGAAGCAGAAAUGCUCUGAGAUCAUUAAUGUGGCUUUGUUUUGAAACUUUUCACUAUGAAUAGUUCCUCUUCCCCCCCUUCCCUUCCAUAAACACAGGCAUCUUUGUAUUCAUCAACACUUUAGACUUCUCUUCUGGCCUGCUUUGUGCACUGCUCAGGGUGUUUUUUAAGUUAAAUAGUGAGAUCACUGCUUAGGGUGGAAAAUGUCUUUGUUCUUCAGCUUUAUUCAAUCCUAUUUCAUUUAUGAAUAGAAUUUGUGUUCCUAAUUAUAUUAUUGAUAUAUAGGGUUUGCUAUCUGCCUUUCACCCUGAGCUGUCUUGCAGUGUCUUACAACAGUUAAAAAGUGAAUGCAAGCCAACAACAAUACCAUGUCAAAACAGCAAUAAAAUUGCAGAGAGAGAGAGAGAGAGAGAGAGAUGUACAGCCACUCAGGCUACCUUUAGGUAGAUGAAGAAGAGAACAAAAAUAUGUGCCAAAUAGAUAGAAAUAAAAACAGAAAAGGCUAAGGGUCUCAAAUUCAUUUUUUAAAAAUGUUUUGCAAAAUAAAAAAGCCUGUGUAUUGUAAAAGCUAGGAAUCGGCAUCUAGAGACUGCAGAGUCCUAUUUCAGCCACUAAGCAGUGUACAAAAUAACAAAUGCAAUAUGCUUAUAUAACAAACAGCCUCAGAAACUACAAGAUAAUACAAUAUAACAAAAAGAAAAAUGCCCAAAGCAAAAACACAGCAGCACAUUUUGAAUUGUCUUUAGUCUGGAGCCCCUUCCCUCUUCAGCCUCUCCCUUGCCAAGGCACACCCUGACCCAAAAUGCAACACUCGCCUCACUGUUCACCAUCCCACCCAAAUUCUGUGCUACAUCUGCAUAAAUCAUACAAUGUGCACUAAUUUAAUAUCACCAACCCAUACUGCAUCUUCACCAGCACACACAAGCACACCAUUAACCCAGUCACUCCCACUUGGUCACCAAAUACUUUCUCCAGUCACUCAUUCCACUGGGGCCUGACAAUGUGGACAACGGGCUUGUAGCAAUGCUGACUUGCCCUCUUAACCCGCUUGGAUGGGGGGAAAUAGUCCAGCAAGUGGUUAAUGCAUCGUUAUGUAGCAGGGUGGUGCUGCAACCACUCCUAAUAAAGCCUGCUCUGGAUCCAGUAGCAGGCAACACCUUCCACCUAAAUGCAAAGACCUCUUUUCUUGGGAAAGUGCUUAGUACAGAUGUUCUUGGAUGAAACCAAUUAUUCUGGCUCUUACCAGUUUUGGGUAGAACCUGGUUUCGCAGCCCAGUUGACCUUGCUAGCCCUGAUGGAUGACCAUCAGGAGAAGGUCAAGUGAGUCUUGCUUUAUCUUUCAGCAGCAUUUGAGACCAUCAACUAUAGAUUCCUCCUGAAUUAGCUCUGUAGGUUAGUGAUUGCAGAUGCUAUUCUGCACUGGUUCUGUACUCACCUGCAGGGCUGGUUCCAUAGAGUAGCACUGGAUGACUAUGUGUCUAAGGAACAUGAGAAGAGUUUGCUGGAUCACGCCAGUGAGCCAUCUCAUUUAGCAUCCUGAUCUCACAGUGGCCAACCGGAUAGAUGGCUGUGGGAAACCUGUAAACAGGACCCGAGCACUAGAGUCCUGGCAGUUAUGCUGUGGAAUGUCCCAGUGCUUAUUUUGUCUCCAGUGCUAUUUGGCAUCUUUAUGGAGCCAUUGGUAGCAGUCAGUAGCUGAUUUGGAGCACAAUGUCUUUGGUACAGUUUAGAGUACAGAACCUAGGCAAAACGUUUAGGAAAUUUAUUAUAUGUAAGCUCAGUUGGAAUCAGUAGAACGUUCCAGAGCAGCUAUUCCCUUUGGGCAUUUGUGUACCUCAGGAUAAUUUUAACUGUUUUCCUCCUUCUUUAUAGGAUGGGAUGGACAUGUGUAUGUUCAUGCAAAACACCUUAACCAGACUCAUGAGGUUAGUGUGUUUUGUCUGAUUAACUUUUAAAAUGUUCAACAGCUUGAAUUGUAGCCCUAGCAAAAAAUAAAUAAAUCCAAAAGUGGCAUCUCAUGUUGCAUGAUUUGUAAGCCUGGAGAUGUUGGAAACUAAAACGUUGGUUCUUAUAAGCAGAUGACAUUUAGAACUCUUGAAGUUUUCCGAAAUGACAACAAAGCCUUUGGUGGUAGGGGCAGGGACAUACCACCCCCUGAAACUUCUGUCUCAAUUUCUAGAAAGUGUUGAAGUCAUCUCUUAAAAGUUGGCAAGCAGUAUGUCCACAACCUACAUAGGGGUAUGGAAGCAACAUGUGCAGAGGAGGAGACUGUUAGUUUAAUCCACCAUCUGUUCCCCCACCCCCACAAAGGUUUCUCUCUCUCCAGCAUUUCUUAAGGCUCUCUUAGUAACUGGGAAGCCAUAUUUCUCGUGCCGCUAUUGUUUUGGAUUAUUUCUGACCUUCAGUUUUAUGAGAGGGCUUUUUUUUUGUAGAAUGACCUAAGGACUUCCAGAUGAGAAACAAAAGUCCAUCCUUCUCUGACAUUUAAUCCUGUUCCCCAUUGUUUCAGACGUUUCUAUAACAGAAUGUAGACUUACUGCUGCAUAGAAGAAUCACUCCUCAAGGUCACAUGAGAAAAAGGUGACAGAGGAUGAAGGACCGUGAGGCAAACUUGUGGGAGAGGGAGCUUCGGAAAACGAAUUCCCCAAAAUUCGUAGCCAGUAACCUCUCAGUCCCCAGUUCUUCACGACACAUUUGAAGGAAUAGUCUUAUAACUGAGUUUCAUUAUCAGUUCAUGUCAAUUUUGGGGGCUGUAGCUUUCAUAUACUAUUUCUAAUUUUGGCCUCUUGAGAGCUCAAAACCACACUAGCCACAUACAGUGGUACCUCGGGUUAAGUACUUAAUUUGUUCCAGAGGUCUGUUCUUAACCUGAAACUGUUCUUAACCUGAAGCACCACUUUAGCUAAUGGGGACUCCGACUGCUGCUACGCUGCUGGAGCACGAUUUCUGUUCUCAACCUGAAGCAAAGUUCUUAACCUGAAGCACUAUUUCUGGGUUAGUGGAGUCUGUAACCUGAAGCGUAUGUAACCUGAAGCAUAUGAAACCCGAGGUACCACUGUAUUAGCUUUUGAGUUGUUCUUCUAAAUGUGUCAUACAGAAUAAAAAAGAUUAGAAAAUUUAACAGAAUGUCUGACUCUGGUUAUGUGUUUUCCCCCAAAAGAAACUUAUUUAUAUAUGCAGAGAUAAGGUAGCUUUCCGGGGGGGGGGGGGUCAUGACAGGGCACCAUAAAUGGACAAAACUAAACAGGUCCCAGUCCUCCAUAAAGUCUGAAAAACAUAAAAGCUUACAAUUCCCCCCCCCCCACCCGGCAGUCUUCACAAUGUGUGUGCACUUUAAUGCUUACUUUCACCUUUUAAAAAAUAAAAAUAAAAAAUUAAAACGUAAUUUUAUUAAUCUAGAUUUUCAAGAUAGCCUACAAAAGAGAACCGUAAAACAAAUAUGAAGCAGAUCUACUGCUUUUUUUGUAUUUUUACUGUUGCUAUGAUAAUUGCUUUUGUUUCUGAUGUUUAUGUGUCAUGCUUACUUUCCAAGACAAACUGUUGUUUGUCUUAGUUGGAAUACCAUGCCUUUUUAUCAUUUAACCCUUUGACUGUAGUUCUAAUUUUGAAUGGUUUCUUUCUUGCUCCCCGUUUUGUGUAGGUUACCUCUGAUUACAGUUGCACUAGUGCAAGGGAAAGCUCUGGGAGGAGGAGCAGAACUCACCACUGCAUGUGACUUCAGGUAGGGUUAAAUGCAUCCCUGAGCAGACUUGGGACUCUGUUCAGACAUUGUUUUCACAUUUGGAUUGUGCCCAGGGAAAGAGUGGCAGAUACAAUCUCAUCUACUUCAUUCUCCUAGCACUUUUCUUUCAUGCUGCCAUAGCUGCCAUAGUAUCGUGGGGUUUUUUAAACAAUCCUUUGUGCUGUUUGCUCUUGGCUUUAAAUAGAAUAGAUUGCCUUGAGUGUAUGUUGGUAGAACGGCAAUUUAACAAAUUUUUAUAAAUAAAAGGGAAUAUUUCAAAGGGAACGCCUACACCCAUUUGAGUGUUGUGUCCUAUGUUGUAAAAAUGUUGGAUUAGAAGGAAUCUUUUUAACUUCCACAAUAAGAAAACUGGUUACAUAAGAACAUGAGAAGAGAUCAGGCCCAAGUCCCACCUAGCCCAUCAUCCUGUUCCCUCAGGUGCUUUCCAAAUGCCUAUGGGAAGCUCAAAAAAGGAUAUGAGUACAACAGACCUCUGCCUGCUCAUUAUUCCCACCUAUACAGUAUACAGAGGGAUACUGCAGUGGAAUAUAACCAUUUUGACUAGAAGCCAUUGAUAGCCAUAUCCUCCUUGAAUUUGUCUAAUCCUCUUUUAAAACCAUCUGAAUGGGUGGCCAUCACUACUUCCUGUUGCUUAGUCAUAAAGUCAAGCAAUUCCACUACCCCCUUUCUUUAUAUUUGAACAGCUCAUUUUGGAGAAAAGCCUGAGAACGAAAUGCCCGUCUCUUUAAUGGCAUAGAUUCCCAAUUACAUAGUAACUUUCCUGUCGCAUUGCAAGCUGAAACGCCCCCCCCCCCAUGGAUUCUGUCUACCUGAAGUAAUUAGGAAAUCUCUCCCUGCUGUCACCUUUUUACUUCCUCCUUCCUAGCUUGUUGAGAAGUAUCAACCUUUCAUCCUCUUGGGCAUCCCUUGUCAAGUCCCCAAGUGCCUGUAGUGAUUGUCUGAGUGCACAUAGCCAUACCUGCAUAGAGAAUUGUAUCUACAGGGUUUAAAAAAACCCGGUCAUCUCCUCAACAUCAUGGGUAAUCCUUGCUCUGUUGUCUAGUGUGGGUUGUUUAGACAGUAAACUGUUUGCUUUUCUGCUUGCGCUAUCUUACCUGUUCUCUCUCUCCUCUCCUUAUACCUUCAUCUCUGACUUUAAUAAAAAACUUCUUCAUUUGAAACCUGGGGGUGAGGUGCUGACUGAAUACUUCUGACGACCCAAGGGUCUUCCCCCUGCAUGUCAGACUGCUCUUUCAGACUUCAUGCUUUGGUGGAAAGCAGGGGAGGGCCAAACAGGCUGACCUGAACAACCAGUUUGGUACAGUGGUUAAAGCAUUGGACUAGGCUUUGGGAGAUCAGGGUUCAAAUCCCCACUCGGCCAUUAAGCUCACUGGGCGACCUUGGGCCAGUCACUGUUUUUCAGCCUAACUUACCACAUCGUUUUGUUGCUAGGAUAAAAUGACAAGCGGGGAGAACUUCUCCCUUGGGGAGAGGGUGGGAUAGACACUUACUAAAUAAAUAACGAACUCACUCAUUGGUGACAGGAGAGUUAGCCAGUGGUUGUCCCCAGUGACAUUUUUCUAGAACACUUGUUCUCUUAGAAUGGCAAUGGCGCCCACCUCCUGAGAGGUGCCAGAACUGAGUUCCGGCAAGUUCUGGCUGAAAAAAGCCCUAGUUGUCCCCUCCCAGGUGGUGAAUUAACCUGUAACUCUUGGGAGUUCCUUUUUCUGGUAGCUGGGGUGGAAGUGGAAGUGUCACAGGCUGGCUUUGCUCUCCAGGUGGCUGGGCAUUCACCAUGCUCAUGUGCUGCUGGGGGAUGAGUAAUGUUACAGGCAUGCCAGAAGAAUGCCGGCCAUUUGGAGUUCAGGUCCAGUUAGCUUGGGCAAUGGUCAGGGGUACUGGGUGUUCAUAGAAUUGUAGAGUUGGAAGGUACCCUGAGGAUCAUGUAGUCCAACCCCCUGCAAUGCAGGAAUCUCAACUAAAGCACCCAUGACGCAUGGAUCACUUCCUCUACCCACCAUCCUCCUUUUGUGUUCGACUCCUGUGCUAAUGUCAGCUCCUUGUGUCUGAAUCUAUGUAAUUAGGCCUCAUACCACGAUCACGUUAUUUGGCACGGGGAAAAAUGAAGUUGAAGAGCUCUGUGCAGAAACAAAUUUUCAACUUCUUUUAAGGGGAAGCGGGGGGGAGAAGCAUCAAUUAAAAAUAGCUUUGCAUUUAGCCACACAGUUUAGAUAUUACUGUAUAAUUACAAGCAUGAAAUACUGUAUAAUUACAAGCUGGCCUGAGGUGGGAAACUUCAGUUUGAUAUCUCAUGUUUAAUGCUUCUGCUAACUGAAGAUAUGGCUUUAACUUCAAUCAGUUUCGAACUCCGCCCAGUGCUACUAGCAAUGAUAUAGAAAUGGGGGGGGGGGGUGGCAGAGAAUAGGUCAUUAACAUAGGUCUGAUUACUACAUUACAUGGCUGGCUUUUCUGCGGCUCUGUCUCACAGUGCUCUGGUAAGGGAAGAGGGAAGAAUAAAGAAAUCCGAGGAAGAUAGGGAGGAACUUGCUGGCACACACUCUAUGUGAACAAAGUCCUCAGGUCCCCCUUCUCUGUUGCAGUUCAAGGGAGAUGCAGAGCUGGGAAGCAGAAGUUUGUAAGCUGGAGGUCAGUUCCACUGAUCACCCUGUUCUGGGAGAAGGUGACCUUUGAAUUGGACUAGAAAAUAAAAUGCUGAGCAGGUUUCUAUCCUGAAUAACCCACACUUACCUUUUCUGGAUAAAUGGAGGAGGCACAGCCUAGACCUUUAUAGACACUUUAGGUCAGAAAGUCAGCAGUUUGAAUCUGUGUGACGGAGUGAGCUCCUGUUGCUUUGUCCCAGUUUCUGCCAACCUAGCAGUUCCAAAGCAUGCCAGUGCAAGUAGAUAAAUAGGUACCGCUGUGGUGGGAAGGUAAACGACAUUUCUGUGCGCUCUGGUUUCCGUCACGGUGUUCCAUUGCCCCAGAAGCAGUUUAGUCAUGCUGGCCGCAUGACCCGGAAAGUUGUCUGUGGACAAAUGCCGGCUCCCUCGGCCUGAAAGCGAGAUGAGCGCCGUAACCCCAUAGUCGCUUUUGACUGAAUUUAGCCAUCCAGGGGUCCUUUAGCUUUUCCUAUGAUAUUCUUGAAGCAGACUCUACAUCUGUAAAGUCCCCCCCCCCUCCAGUCAGUCUAGAAUACUGCCAGAGGUGUCUGGGAUUUGUAACUCUUGAUACUUCAACAGGCCUGAAAAUGUGGGAGAGCUUAUCUCUACACAUCUCCUAACUAGAAACUUAUGUUGAAUUUUAUAUUUGCAAAGCACAUUUGUACAUGGGCAGAAUACACACAGCUUUGUUGUGUGUGUAAGUGAUACCAAAGUAGAUUCUGAGAUAUGUGGCUCCAUCACAUGCCCUUCCUCUCCUCACUCCCCCUGCUUGCCCGUGAAUAAAGCUUUGGAGCUAUGGCAGAUCAAAUUCUUGCGUUUUCUAGGUUGCUUAUCCUUCUCUUCUAGGAAAACUGUAAAAAUCAUUAGUAUUCCAGACCAUGCCACUUGAAUCACAAGUCAUAUCGUUAGAGAGGAACACACAGGCGUUGUUAUGGUCUUUUUAUUUCUUCUUUUUAAAUCCAAAGCAGCGGUCCAGUAAGCAAGAUGGUUUUAAUGCGAAAUGAAGUUUCUUCUGUUCACAGUUCUCCUUUCUUACAAAUAUAUGGCCUAAAUUUCACACCGAGCAUUCACAUAUGAGCUCUUUUUGAGAAAUGUAAGCUGACAAAACACUGCUGCGAGCUUGGUGCAGUGUGUUCAUGUGAGCCAAUGAUGUGCUCACAGAAAUAAGGUGCAGGCUAAGAAACAGAGGGAUCGCUUUAUGCAUGAAGUGUGAGGGAUACUCAUUUUUAAUCUUCCAUUGGUCAGCUGAGUUCAUGAUAUCUGCAGUGACCUGCAAAAGUCAGACCGGCCUUUUUAAUCAUUUGCAUUUUAAACACGUUUUUAGACCUGCAAGCCGUGGAGGCUGUCCUGUUAAGAAAAAUGGGCAUGACUCCACCUAACUCAAUCUGCCUGCCCUCAGCCUGUCUCAGAUCUACCCGUAGAAGGUGGGGAUUCAGCCUGGGUCCCUUUGCAUUCAAAGCAUGGGCUCCACUCCUGAGCCACAGGCCUUCCCUUAUGUUUAAUUUGGUUGUGUGCUGGUCAAUUUCCAUCCUGCUUCAAACAAUGUGUCUGAUAGCUCAGUUGGUUAGGGCAUGGUGCUGAUAAGGCCAAGGUUGCAGCUUCAAUCCCUGUAUUAGACAGCUGCAUAUUCCGGCAUUGCAGGGGGUUGGACUAACCUGUGGGUCCCCAGAUGUUGGACUACAACUCCCAUCAUCCCUGAGCUCUGGCCUUGCUAGCUAGGGGUGAUGGGAGCUGUAGUUCAACAUCUGGGGACCCACAGGUUGAGAAGGGCUAGACUAGAUGAUUCUCAGAGUCCCUUCCAGCUCUACAAUUCUAUGUAUAUAGCCCAGAGUUGCCAUUUUCCCAGCAGCAUGGACCACAGUGUUUUGGAUUAUUGUCUAGUUGCUGGUGUGUUUUCCUGUUUGAUACCUAUUAAUAGCAAUAAUCCAGACAAAUCUGUCUAUAUUUGAAAGCAGAUUCAAGCAGAUACAUAUGAAACAGGGCAUUCUCCAGACAACCUUAAAAGUCCAUGUUCAGUGCGGAAGAUUAUUUGUCUGCAUGACUGAGUUCUGUGUAGCGCACGUGAUAAUAUUGGCUUAUGUCCACAUAAUGUUCUCCCUGUGUAGGCCUGCGAGGGAAGAAUGGAGAAUGGUGGCAGCAGUGGCUGCACAUUUAUAAGAGCUUCUUUCUCUCAAAAAUUAUGCCUUCCAUGUUCAGGUUGUUACAGCAUACAUUCCUUUAAUCUUUUUUUCCAGUUAAAAUCAGUGGGAGAAACUCAGAGUUCUGCCUACCCAGCAAAUAAAACCUAUGCAUGUAUUGUUGCUCCUCCAGAAGCUUUCAGACUGCAUAUUGUCUCUCUCUUCUGUAUGAUCCUGAUCUCAGCCUCGUUCUUCCUUCUUCGUAACCGCCGCUCCACAAACAUACUUGCCUGCUGCUCACUCUCUUCUUCCCCUCCAUUAUCCACCCCUCAUUCCUUCCUGCUUCCUGACCUAUGUGUGACUGUCUCUCUUUCUCCUCCCUGUGCCAAGGUUUUAUCACCACAACUAUAGUACGCAAUAAGGUAAGUUCAAAGAUGUUGUGGAAGAUGUGAGCUGCGAAGGCCAGUGGAUGCUGCCGAACAAUUUACUGUUGCAAGCCUGUUCAAGUCUCUGGCCCUAUUCCAACAAAGUACAGAAACAUCGUCAGGUUCAUAAGACGAGCCCUGAUGGAAGAGACCAGAGGCCUGCCUGGUCUACCAUCCUGUUCUCUCAGUGGCCAACCAGCUGCCUGCAGGAACCCCUCAAGCAAGACACGAGUGCAGCAUCAGCUCUUCCUAAUUGUUCUCCCCAGCGACUGGUAGUGAGAGGCACAUCGCCGCUGAUUUUGGAGCUAAUAUAUAGUCAUCAUGGGCAGGAGUCUUUGAUAGUCUUGUCCUCCAUUAAUCUGUAUAAGGUCCUUUUAAAGCUGUCCAAGUUGGUGGCUACCACUAUGUUGUGGGGUAGCGAAUCCUAUAGUUACCUGUGUGCUGGGUGAAGCACUUCCUUUUGUCUGCCUUGAAACCUGUAACAUUUGACUUCCUGAGGUGUCCCUGAGUAUUGCGUGAGAGAAAAAAGUCUACCUUCCUUCUGCACACCAUGCAUAAUUUUGCACAUAUCAUUUUCUCUCUCCCUUAUUUGCCCUAUCCCCCCCCCCCAAAAAAGGGGUCCUGGAUGUUGUGGCCUUUCCUCAUAUGGGAGUUACUUCAGGCCCUUUAUCAUUUUGCUUUCCCUUUUCCAAUUCAGCUAGUAACUGCACUAGUUUUCCUCUGCAAAGUGGCAUUAACCUCAGCAUUGUGCUUCUCUCUCUAUUUUUAAAGCACAAUAAAGAGCAUUCACAUGAGACGCAAAAAAAGGCAAGGUCCUGACCAUUAUAGCAAUUGCCAUCUCUCUCUCUCUUUUUUACUGAACUAUAGAACAAAAUCUCAUUUUUCUCUGUUGUUUUCCCCAUCACUUCUUGAUUCUCGUGCUGCCUGGAUUCUUCACUAAAAUGUGAAUGUUUUGAAUAAAUCUUUUUAUGUAACUGACAGACAGAAAAUCAGAAGCCCUUUUCUUUUAUUUCUCAUUCUUCUUUCUUUCUUUCUUUCUUUCUUUCUUUCUUUUUUAAAUCUUAUAUCAAGAAAGUUUUAAUUAUGCAAUGGAUUCUAAAAUGCCACCCCCUUGAUCUUGUCCAAAUUACAAGGAUAUAGUUGACCAGCUCUCUUUCUCUAUCAAAAAAGUACAUGGAAUAUUGGCUGUCUUCUCAGUUCUGUUAUCAAUAUCUGGGCCAUUUUCCAACUGGUUUGGCCGAAAAAAGCUUUGUCCUUUUGUGGAUUGUUUAUAUAAUAUCUAUCACUUAUUUUACUGGGCUGUACUUCCAUUAUGUGGGUUAUACUGCUAUGCGUUUUCCCCAAUACUAUCUGAAGAUUUUUUCUACUUAUCAGCUACCACUAACAGCUGCAGUAUCCCUCAAGAAGUUCCUUUUUCCACAAAUGAUUUUUAAAAAUACCCCCCUUGGCCACUGAAACGUCAUUUAGCUACUGAAAGCCUUUGAAAUUAUUUUGCUUUAUUAUAGUAUUUCCUCACUUCCUUUGGAAAUAUAUAUUCCCUCCCUUUUUCUGAGUGGUAGAGAUGUUCUCUAAUCCAGUAAUUAUUAAUUUGUUUGCUUUAGGUAGGUCUGAAGCUACCUGUUUCAUGGUGAGGUACUUGACUGCUAUUAUUAAUAUAAACUCCAGACGGUCCCUGUGGCUCCAAGAGAGAAGAUUGGGGAUAGUCAUUUUGGUGACAGGCAGCCAAGGAAAUGGUUAUAUCUUAGCCAAUUGGUUCCAAAACAGCCCUGCUCUCCUUCAUCACAUCCACAUGUUCAUACUAGGAGGAGAACAGACUAGGACUAGGGCUGGCAAUUUGUGUAUAUUUACUUGGGAGUAAGCCCCAUUUAGCAUAUUUGGCAUUCCUUUUUAAAAAAAUAAAAAUGGGACCAAUGGAAUCCUGAUGACCACAAACAUUUGCUUAGCUAUGAAAGCCCAGCAAAACAUGGGCUGCUUCAUGGCAAAACAAUCCCUCCCAGCCUUGCCAUCUGAUUUCAGCCCCAUGCCCAUAGGGUUUUAUGUGUGUUCAUUAAGAGGUUUAAAGACUGUCUAGGCAAAUCUAAAAAAAUGUAGUAUAAACACUGACAACUGGGAACCAGUGGUCUGCGAGUGCUCCAGUCGGAGAACAGCCUUUACCAAAGGUGUCAUGGACUUUGAAGACACUCGAACUCAAGGGAGAAAUGUGCUAAGAGGAAGGCACGUCUGGCAAAUCCACACUGUGAUCAACGCCCAGGAACCAAUGUCCACACUGUGGAAGGACGUGUGGGUCCAGAAUUGGCCUCCAGUCACUUACGGACCCAUUGUUAAAACUGUGUUUGUGGAAGACAAUCUUACUCGGCAUCGACGCCAGAGAAGAAGAUAUGUGUUCAUUGCAACUCCUCAGACUGAAGUCGUUGAAAAUGAGCAUAGGUUGUCCUUAAACAACCCCUGACCCAUGCUGAGGUGGUAGUAAGAAUCUGUCCUUGCAUAUUUCUGAUCUGAAAGGUAAUAUUCAACCUAAUAUAAAAAUGCUGGAUUCUCAUUUUGGAUUAAAGGUUGUUGUCUUCCCUUUCAAAGUGAUCCAUUUGUUUUGCCUUACUUUGGAUUCAGUCUCUGCAAAUUGCUUGCUUGAUGUAGCAUUAGCCUGCCUAACGUUAGAAAACACUUACAGUCUGCAUCUUGCCAUCCGAAAUUGUGCUUUGCAUAGGAAUGAGGCAGAGAGAACUGAGAUGGCUUGACUGCUAAGCUUCAGUAUAAAUUAACAACUGAAUACUUGUUUCUCACUGACAGGUUAAUGACCCCGGAGAGCGAAAUUAGAUUUGUCCACAAGCAGAUGGGCUUAGUACCAGGCUGGGGAGGAGCUGCCAGGCUCGUACAAAUCCUUGGCAGCAGCCCUGCCCUCAAGUUGCUGAGUGGUGCUGUAAAAGUGGAUCCAGAGACCGCCCUUCGUAUUGGCCUGGUAGAAGCCGUGUUGUCCUCAUCUGAUGAACUUGAGUCACUGGAAGAAACAUGUACAUGGCUCAGACCAUACACAAAGGGCCCUCCUGCAGUAAUUCAGGCUGUGAAGAAAGUGGUUUCUGCAGGACGAGAGCUGCAGUUAGAAGCUGCCUUGAUGACUGAAAAAGAGAUUUUUGGAACUGUUUGGGGUGGGCCUGCCAAUUUACAGGCUUUGGCUCAGAGAACAAAACAUAAAUAA